AUGGAGGAGGAGGCUGCGAGGAAGAGGAAGAUGCCUUGGGCCUCCCAGGCAGGCCCCGAGCUGAGGACGGAGAGCCCGGAGGACAAAUCCCCCCGGCAGAAGCUGGUGGGAGAGGCCGUUUUGAAGGGCUCCAUGGCGCAGGAAGGCAGCGGGGAGGAAAAGGUCCGGAGAUCCCUGCGGAGGAGGGGCUCCAAAGCCAGCCCAGGGUGCUCUGAGGAGGAAAGACCCAGCCUGUGCCGGGAAGGCGGCCGGAGCUUGAGGCAGAGCUCUGACCUGGUGGUCCCUGAGCAGCCUCCCAGCAGGGAGAAGCCCUUUAAGUGCUUGGAAUGUGGAAAGAGCUUUGGGAAGAGCUUCAACCUCCUCACCCACCAGCAGAUCCACACUGGGGAACGAGCCUACCCAUGUGGGGAAUGUGGGAAGGGCUUCAGCCAGAGGUCCCACCUGAUGCGACACCGGAUGAUCCACACUGGGGAACGGCCCUAUUUAUGUGGGGAAUGUGGGAAGAGCUUCAGGGACAGCUCUGACCUGAUCAAACACCAGCACAUCCACACCAAGGAACGACCCUACACAUGUAGGAAAUGUGGGAAGAGCUUCAGGCACAGCUCCACCCUCUGCACUCACCAGCGUAUCCACACUGGGGAACGGCCCUACACGUGUGGGGAUUGUGGGAAGAGCUUCAUUGACAGCUCCACUCUCUGCACCCACCAGCGCAUCCACACUGGGGAACGGCCCUACACAUGUAGGGAAUGUGGGAAGAGCUUCAGUGACAGGUCCACCCUCUGCACCCACCAGCGCAUCCACACUGGUGAACGGCCCUACAAGUGUGGGGAUUGUGGGAAGAGCUUCAGCUGGAGCUCCAACCUCAUCACCCACCAGCGCAUCCACACCGGGGAACAGCCCUACAAGUGUGAGGAAUGUGGGAAGGGCUUCAGCCAGCGCUCCAGCCUCCACACCCACCAGCGCGUCCAUACCGGGGAACGGCCCUUCAAGUGCUUGGAAUGUGGGAAGAGGUUUCAGACCAGAUCCAGUCUCCUCCUGCACCAGCGGACGCACACGGAUGAGAGGCCCUUCCGCUGCACCGACUGCGGGAAGGGCUUCAAGCAGAACUCCCACCUCAUCACCCACCGGCGCAUCCACACCGGGGAGAGGCCCUUCAAGUGUGGGGAGUGUGGGAAGAGCUUCACCGACAGCUCUAAGUUGACCAGACACCAACGGACCCACCAGUAAGGGAAGCCCUACCAGUGCCUCAACUGGAGGAAGAGCUUUGGCUGCUCCUUGCACCCCGAAUGAACCCCCUGAUGGUGAGGCAACCCCUGGAGUCCAGUGACUGUCAGUCCAUCCCUUUUGACCAGAAAAGGCCAGUCCCCUUUCUCAGGGGCAGGUUCUGCCAACAGAACCCUUCUUGAGGGGAUGUGUGGAGAUUCCUGCCUUGGCUGGGGACCCUCAAGGGCACUGCUGGAGGUUGAGAGCAGAGAUCUCCC
Molecule: messenger RNA, 1481 nt
Organism: Neopelma chrysocephalum (saffron-crested tyrant-manakin)
Lineage: Eukaryota; Metazoa; Chordata; Aves; Passeriformes; Pipridae
Product: zinc finger protein OZF-like
Exons: 2
Coding region: 1-1227 (408 amino acids)
Biological process (GO): regulation of transcription by RNA polymerase II
Cellular component (GO): nucleus
Molecular function (GO): RNA polymerase II transcription regulatory region sequence-specific DNA binding; DNA-binding transcription factor activity, RNA polymerase II-specific
Source: RefSeq, a predicted model, not a curated record